This is a messenger RNA of Penicillium salamii, 2013 nucleotides long. The record is from the annotation of a GenBank genome assembly. NCBI's taxonomy places the organism in Eukaryota, Fungi, Ascomycota, Eurotiomycetes, Eurotiales, Aspergillaceae.
AUGUCUGUGUCAAAUCGUCUCCGGGAGAUCCGGUCCUCAGACAAGUUUAUUCUGGUGGCGAUGUGCUUUGCAAUCUUUACCGAUACAUUCAUAUAUGGAAUGAUUGUUCCAAUACUUCCAUACCUAUUACUCCAGGGUGGCCAGGUUUCGAAAGGAGACGUUCAAAAAUGGACGUCAAUACUGCUUGCCGCUUAUGGAGCUGCGCUUCUAGUGGGAUCCCCAAUCAUUGGUCUAGUCAGUGAUCGUAUUCGGUCGCGGAGGUCUCCCCUUCUAUUCGGGUAUAUCACGAUUGCUGCUUCGACAUUGAUAUUCGCACUUGGGGGCUCGCCUGCUAUGCUCACUGUCGCCAGGGUGUGCCAGGGUCUCUCGGGGGCGGUGAUUGGGGUACUUGGUCUCGCCAUUAUUGCAGACGCAGCUCGUCCUGAGACUGUGGGAGAGUUCAUGGCAUAUGGAUCUCUGUCAUUCACAUGGGGAAUGCUUAUGGGGCCUGUUUUUGGCGGCCUUCUGUAUGAUCACUUUGGCUCUGUCGGCGCAUUUGGGCUGCCGAUAGCAAUGCUGGUUGUUGAUAUCAUUCUUCGGGUCUUGAUUAUCGAGAGAGACAACAAAUCAGUCAGCGGCGCAACUGUGGAAGCUCCACGUGAAACAGAUGCUUCCACAACAUCGCAAGAGGAGACCCCCUUGCUUGCAGUUUCGCCUGCUGACAAACCCUCUCUUUCGCUUCGAAACUUUUUCGAUACUCGUCUGGCGACCACAAUUCUGAUCGAAAUCACGAUCUCUUCCAUCAUUUCAGUCUUUGAGACGGUACGUCAACGACUUUGGCUUUCUAAAGCAUACCUAACAUGGCCAUAUCAGACUUUACCCCUGUUUACGAUUGAAACUUACCAAUGGGCUCCAACAAAUGCCGGGCUCGUGUUCCUGGGAUUGACCCUCCCUAGCUUCUUCAGCAUUCCUCUAGCCAGAUACACCAGCAAGCGCAGCUGGGACCGCCGAAAGAUUGUCGCUAUCGAACUCGUCCUGUGUUCGCUUCCUAUGGUAGGGCUCAAAUGGACUCAAGGAAACACCCUGCAACAAGAACUCCUAUUCAUCGCACUAAUCAGUUUUGUGGGCCUGUUUUUGACUACCUGUCAGGCACAAGUUCUGGCUGAAGUAUCAGAGUCGAUCCGCCAGAUUGAGGCCAGACAUGGUAUUGACCCGGACACAAGCAGUGGAAUGGGCACCGGCUUUGCCUUUUGCAAUAUGGCAAUCGCCGCUGGGCAAUUCAUUGGGCCUCUCAUAGCCGGAGUAGCUAAGAUUGGGCUUGGAUGGAGUACUAUGACUAUCAUGUUGGGGGUUUUAUCAUGCAGUGUUGGGCUGGUGUCGUUCAUUGUCAACGGCACCCCGCGUCUAAUCGGAAGAACAGCUACCAACUGGUCAAUUUCUGGAAUGACGUUUCCGCCCUCGAUCUCCCCAUCUCCGCUACUCCGCAUCAACACCGCGACCAUCAUGUACGACUCAUAUCGCCCACACCCUCUUCUCGCCCAGAUUCCGCUGACGGUCUCCCCCUUCAUCAAUCUCCCCACCUCGGUCACAUUACCCUACACAUACAAAUCCGUAGCCUCGAUUCUUCCACCCUCGGUGACGGUUGAUCCAAGUAAUCCCGAGGAGAAAGCCCGUUAUGUCGUUUCCUCCAGUGGAGAGCAUGCGGCUCACCCCGACGACAUCUUGGCCGCGUGUCACUCCCUCGAAACACACCUGAACAAGACCCGGAGCGAUGCCGACCAGGCAAUCGCGGCCUGGGAAGAUUCAAUCAAACAACGCGAGCUUGCUGAGAAGAGACGCCUAGCCCCUGGGUGGCUGGACCGCGAAGAGAAGCUGCUUCAGCCGAGCAGAACUGCCGUCGCUCCUCCCGGUGUCCAACCGAGUCUGUUAGAUAGCUCUUCUCCCGACCAAAGCUCUUCCCAGAUGCCAGCUAUUCAGCCGCAUGAUGAGGGAGAGGAGCUGGAUCGGGCGUUUGGUGGGCUUGGUGUGAAAUGA